UGGAAGAUAAGUAAUAACUCGCAAGUAAUAAAAUCACAGACCCCACGAUCAAAGCUCCCGCCUUCUUAAGAAUUCAAAAAUCUGUGACUUACAGCAUUUAUGCCUUGUAACUUAGAACUAAAAAUCUCAAAAACACUGCCAAAAUGCACAUUCCAACAUCUGAAACAAAUCCAUGCCUUGAUAAUCACUUGUUCUCUCUCCAAAAACAUCAAAAUAUUCUCCAAAUUUCUUCGUCGAACCACCGAGUUCGGCAGAAUGGAUUAUUCCAAUCUAAUAUUCUCUCAAAUGGGUCAUGAUUCCAGUGCAGAAAUCGUGAUUUGGAAUGCCAUGAUCAGAGGGUAUGCGUUCAAUGGUCCUUUUCAGGAAUGUAUACAGAUGUUCGACGAAAUGCCUCAGAGAGGACUAAAGCCGCACAACUUCACGUAUCCUUAUGUAAUCAACUCUUGUUGUGAAUUGGAGUGGUAUGGAAGGGGAAAGAGGGUGCAUUGCGAGAUUGUAAAGUCUGGAUUUGAGUCGAGCUACGCGGUUGCCAAUUCUCUAUUUAACAUGUAUUUGAAAAUGCCGGCGUCUUUUGACGUGGGUUUGGCUAGUAAUUGCAAGUUAGAUGAUGCUCGUAAGAUUUUUGAUGAUAUAUGUGUAAGACCGGUAGAAUUAUGGAAUCAAAUGAUAGGUAAGUACGUAAACAUUGGUGAUGUCAAGUCAGCAAGAGAGUUGUUUGAUAGUAUGCCUGAAAGAGAUGUUGUUUCUUGGAAUUCUAUGAUUUUAGGUUAUGCCAAAGCUGGAAAAGUCGCAAACGCGAGAGGUUUGUUUGAGAAAAUGCCAGAGAAGAAUGUUAUUUCAUGGACUUCGAUGAUUGGAGCAUAUGCCGGUACAGACGAUCUUGAAACAGCUAGAAGCUUUUUUGAGACAAUGCCACAGAGGAAUGUGGUUUCGUGGAAUUCAAUGAUUUCAAGUUAUGCUAAACACGGGAAAUUCGUAGAAAGUUUGAAUCUUUUUCUCCAAAUGCAAUCAGAAGGAGUGACCCCAGAUGGCUAUACUUUCGUUUCUGUUCUGUCAGCGUGUUCUCAUUUAGGUGAUUUGGAGUUUGGGAAAUAUAUACACUAUCUAAUUGGAGAUUUGUCUCAAUCGGAAGUCAUGGUAGGGACUGCUCUUACAGAAAUGUAUGCUCAAUGUGGAGAUGUAGAUAAAGCUUUUGCAGUUUUUAUCAAGAUAGGAAAGAGGGAUGUUUUUUGCUGGAAUGUCAUUAUCAAGGCAUUAGCUCUACAUGGAAGAUCAGAGGAGGCUAUCAAAAUCUUCUUACUGAUGGGAAAGACCAGACUGAAGCCAAACGAUUUCACGUUUACUAGCGCUUUGUUUGCUUGCAGCCAUGGAGGUUUGGUGGAAGAAGGCCACAUAAUCUUUAAUAGCAUGGAGAAAGAUUACAAGAUAAUUCCAAAGAUUACACAUUACGGUUGCUUAAUUGACAUGCUUUGCCGGAAUGGCCAGCUUGAGGAAGCGAUGCAUUUGGUGGAAGAUAUGCCCUUUAAACCUGAUGUUGCUAUAUGGGGAGCCUUGCUUGGGGGUUGUAGACUUACAGGUGACUUGAAGUUGGCAGAAAAGGUGUUAGAGAAAGCUACUGAGAUGGAAACAAAUGAAUCGGGAGUCUAUGUGCUGUUGUCAAAUAUCCAUGCCUCCGCAGGUCAGUGGAUAGAGGCUGCAGAUGCAAGAAAAACGAUGGAUGAGAAGAAAAUAUCGAAGAAGGCAGGUAGCAGUGUUGUUUAGGAUAUAAGAUGUAUCCAUGUAUAUUGAGAAAUCACAAACAAAAUAUACAGGUGUCUUAGAACACAAACUUUUAAAAAA
Populus euphratica (Euphrates poplar) is the source of this 1839-nucleotide messenger RNA. RefSeq names its product pentatricopeptide repeat-containing protein At3g29230-like. NCBI's taxonomy places the organism in Eukaryota, Viridiplantae, Streptophyta, Magnoliopsida, Malpighiales, Salicaceae. The record is from RefSeq and is a predicted model, not a curated record. Gene Ontology annotation, biological process: RNA modification. Gene Ontology annotation, molecular function: protein binding; RNA binding. The transcript has a single exon. The coding region runs from base 100 to 1761 and encodes 553 amino acids.